AUGAGUUCGAAACGAAGAUCGAACUUCGAAGCUCUCUGGAGCUCGUCAGCUCGUCUUAUUGUCUUCGCCCAGUCUGUCUUCACUUCCAGUAACCCUUUGCCCUCUUCACCUUAUGCAGGGAAGGGGGACGCUCAGUGCUAUAUUAACGGACUUAAGCAUACAAUUUUCACGUUUACGCGGGUCAGCCGUGAGCUAGAAGUCGUAUACGGGAUAUCCCAAGUUAUAAUCCACAGCUUCUCUUGCAUUCGCACUCUCGCAUUCCCCUUGCGAUCGGGGAAGCAAAACUCCCGAGGACGGUCUACUCAGCACACAUUUCUCAUUGGUCUUUUGUUUGCCGCAGAACGAACGAGAAACGAGCGAGUGUGUGAUCAAGCAAUCAGAAUUCCGCGCUGUGCGCCGUAUCGCGUAGCGAGAGAGACGGAUUACAUCAUGCUUGAACUGUGCCCAGCGAAACGAGUCGAAGACUCGAAGACUAUCAGCAAGGACAAACACAAAUCUCUCCGACCGCCGCCACUGUACGACCAAGCCAAAUCUGCGGUCACCAAUAUCCCAUCCAUCUCUCCUGUCUGUCCUCCGCUGGCACUGGAACAACAUCAAGCGAAAAGCCCGUACUCCCGUAGUCCCGGUCAUUCACUUUCCGUCAUCUUCAACAACUUGACAACAAGCUUAAUUUUUAAGUACUUCUACCUGUCCGCCGAACUAGCCAUGUCUCCGCCGCCAGACAACCCCGCCCUCACUGUCGAUCGAUCCGAACUACCCAAUGUAUCCAAUGCUCAACAAAAAGUAAACCUCGCAAUUUUGAUGGUGCCCUGGCUGGACCCCAGAUCAACGGGUCCAUCAUCUGUCCGCAAAUCGAAUCUCAUUCUCCAAUCUGGCCACAUACCCGCUAGGUUGGCUUGUUCUUUGCGUCGACUUGCAAAGAAGAAAAUGCUAGAAAAACGAGAAAGCCAACAAACAAGCGGUGAUGAGCCUAAUGUCGAGCGGGCCGUCGGUCAACACGGGCUUCCCACAAACGGCAAACUCACCGUCCGUGCCGAGCCGCUCCCCUAA
Fomitiporia mediterranea MF3/22 is the source of this 1050-nucleotide messenger RNA. RefSeq lists its product as uncharacterized. Lineage: Eukaryota; Fungi; Basidiomycota; Agaricomycetes; Hymenochaetales; Hymenochaetaceae. The record is from RefSeq and is a predicted model, not a curated record. Bases 1 to 1050 code for a protein of 349 amino acids. The transcript is spliced from 9 exons.